This is a messenger RNA of Onthophagus taurus, 2618 nucleotides long. RefSeq names its product exocyst complex component Sec15 (gene Sec15). The record is from RefSeq and is a predicted model, not a curated record. Gene Ontology annotation, biological process: Golgi to plasma membrane transport; exocytosis; intracellular protein transport. Gene Ontology annotation, cellular component: membrane; exocyst. NCBI's taxonomy places the organism in Eukaryota, Metazoa, Arthropoda, Insecta, Coleoptera, Scarabaeidae.
ACCAAUUAACCUAACCUCACUAUUUUUAUCUUGGAGAAUAAGUUAACAAAUUAAAUCAUGGAACAAACAAUUUCUCAAUCAACAAGUCAAUACGAUCAAUAUUUGCAAGAAAUUGAAGGUGUCGACGAUUAUUGGGGCCCAACUUUUAGAGCUAUUUACGACCGAAACGAGCAAGAAACCUUCAAUGAGAAGUUACAACAACGAGUUAAACAUUAUGAUCGUGAUAUCGAACGACUCUGCAAUGUGUCUUAUCACGGGUUUAUUGAGGCGAUUAGGGAGCUUUUAGAAGUUAGAUCGCAGGCUAAAAAGCUAAAUGGCGAAGUUGUUACUAUUAAUAAAAGCCUACAAGAAGCAUCAGAAGCUUUAAAUAAAUCGGGGGCGGAAUUAUUGCAAGCUCGGAAAGUUCAAAGCAACAUUGCAAUGGUCAUUUCACAAAUGAAUUUAUGUCUUCCGGUUUUAACUACUUAUACAAAGUUAAAAAAGCAAAUUGCUGAUAAACGGUAUUACCCUGCUUUAAAAACUUUGGAGGAAUUAGAACAUGUUCAUUUACCCCAUGUUGCUAAUUAUCGAUUUUCAGCUGAAUUAUGCGCAAAUAUUCCAAAGAUUCGACAAAAUAUUGAGAAAAGUUCAAUGUCGGAUUUAAGGGAUUUUUUGGAGAAUAUUAGGAGAUUUUCUCCUAAAAUUGGAGAAGUGGCUAUGUCACAUACGAGUGAGCAACUUCCUACUGAUCCCACAGGAAUAGGUCGUAAAAAGAAACGAAUUCCACCAAAAGAUGUAAAUGAUGAGUUUGAAAUUAAAGAUUACGGAGAAGAUGAAGAUCUUUGCGCCCAAGAAAUGAUUGAUUUCUCGCCGAUUUAUCGCUGUUCGCACAUUUCUAGCGUUUUAGGUUCGCGAUCCACCUUUGAAACUUAUUAUAGAGCGGAAAGAACUAAACAAGCCCGUUUAGUUUUACAACCUCCACCAAAUAUGCACGAAGCCGAAGACAGUUACCGACAAUACAUAAAUUCGAUUCUGGGCUUUUUUAUAUUAGAAGAUCACAUUCUCAACACCGGAAACGGAUUGAUAACGAGAGCUUUUUUGGAUGAAAUGUGGAAUACCGCUUUAUCCAAAAUUGUUUCAACUUUACAAACGCAUUCGGCUUAUUGUACCGAUGCAACAUUAAUUCUACGUAUAAAAGACUUAAUAAUGUUGUUUUGCACCACAUUAAGAAAUUAUGGUUACACCGUAAAACCGUUGUUGGAAUUAAUGCGAGAAUUACGCGAUCAUUACACAGAGGUGUUAAUGCAACGUUGGGUGCAAGUUUUUCGUGAGAUUUUAUCAAACGAAACGUUCAAACCGCUCGAAGUGAACGAUAUGGAGUCGUUUGGACGAGUUUUAUCCGAAUUUCCUAUUGAUGAUAACCUCCCAGAUGAACCUAUUGAAUUUCCGUUUGGUUUUCCAUUUUCCGGGAUGGUUCCGAAAGUUUAUAACGAAGUCAAAGAGUUUAUUUAUGCCUGUUUGAAAUUUUCGGAAGAUUUAAAUCUGAGUCAAGUUGAAGUCGAUGAGAUGAUACGAAAAUCGAUGAAUUUGCUUUUGACUCGUACUUUUAUCGGGUGCUUAUCGUCGAUAUUUCGUAGCCCGCAUAUUAAUUUGCAAGAAAUUAUUCAAAUAAUCGUUGAUACUAGUUAUUUAGAGAAAGCGACGGUUUAUUUGGACGAAUUUAUUUCGAAUAUAACCGGGGAGGAAACCCGUGGGGUGUCUUCAACGGUCAUUCAGGGACAACCAGCGUUGUUUCGCGCUGCUAGAGAAGACGCUGAAAGACAAAUUUGCGAAAAAUUGAAACAAAAAAUUGAUGAAUUUAUCGAGUUGGAACGCUACGAUUGGUUAUUAGUUGAGCCUCAAGGACAUGCUUCGAGUUUUAUAACCGAUUUAAUCUCGUUUUUGCAAACUACUUUAUUGGGAUUCACUAAAUUACCGGCGCAAGUCGCCCAAGCAGCUUGUAAAUCAACUUGUCAACACAUUUCAGGUUGCUUAACGGAGAUUUUAUUGGAUGAUAACAUUAAACAAAUUUCGAUGGGGGCUCUAAACCAAAUCAAUUUGGAUCUAUUACAAUGCGAACAAUUUGCUGCUUUGCAACGCGUUGAAGGGCUCCAAGAAGACGCCCUUUUAUCAUAUUUCGCGCAAUUACGCGAAAUUUUAGAUUUAAUAAUAUCGUGGGAUUGGCCCACUUAUUUCCACGAUCACGGCCAGGAAAAUAGCAAAUACAAAUUGGUUAAUCCAGAAACGGCUAUUAUUUUAUUGGAAAAAUUAAGAGAAGGUGAUAAAAAAACUAUGUUUACCGUCUUGAAGAAAAGCGAAAGGGAAAAGAAGAAAUUGUUAGAAACAGUUUUGAAGCAGUUGAGGCAAUUGUCACAAACUACAAAUAAAAAUUAAUGCUUUACUAUUAUUUAUUAACGUUUUGUAUUAAUCUGUAAUAAAUAAUCGUAAUUGAAGUCUUUGAAACACCUAAGUGGUUAUAUAAGUGUAAUAAUAUAACCAAAUCGUAUUAAUCGUGGGUGAGGUUACAAAUAAUAAUUAUAAAAAUUUGCUUUUGUAUUAAUAAAGUGUUGUAAAUAUAUUAGAAUUCAUUAUGUAUUAUA